AUGGGGUAUGUACAGGCAUCAGUGGAUCCCAAUAUAUCAAAUCAGGCUUCUAUAUGGCUGUCAGCUAUUGCUUUAGCAGUUCAAGGGAUUUCAAUGCCUAUUGGUGGCUUGUUAGCUGAUAAACUAGGAUUUAGAUUAGUGGUGGCAAUGAGCUGUCUAACAAUGAGUGGUGGGGUCCUUUUGACUUACUUUACGAUUCGAGAAACUUAUAUUGGUGUGGUGAUAACGUAUGCAGUUUUAAUGGGGUCCGGUCUGGGGCUUGGAUAUUCAGUAGUCUUGACAGUUGCAGCUUCGUGGUUUCCAGAUCACCGUGGCCUGAUUGUUGGUAUGGUGGCCGGUGGUUUUGGUCUAGGAGCGCUAGUUUUUACACCAAUUCAAACAGCAAUAAUCAAUCCUAAUAAUGUUAAGGUGAAUAAUGUUACAAGGCGAUUUGAUGACCCCGAUGUUUUGGACCGAUUACCAUCUGCAUUUCUCAUACUUGGUGGCAUUUUACUGUUUAUCCAAGUCAUCGGACUCGGACUAUUACGCCCUAAGCCCACUUCAAAACAUGCAAGAAAUUCAGUCUCAAAUAAUCCAAAUUACAGCCCAAAGGCAUCAACCUCACGUAAUAACAAGUCGAAUUUGUCUAGGGAAAUCAAUAUUAGUUCAAAACAGGUCUUUCGUUAUAUUGAUUUCUAUCUGUUAUGGUUCAUAAUGUUUUGUGAUAUAAUACCAAUCACCAUUAUUACUUCGGCGUACAAACUAUUCGGUCAAGCGUUUAUUAGUGAUGAUAGAUUUUUGUCAGCUGUGGCAACAGCUUCAUCACUGUUCAACUGUGCAGGACGUAUUAUAUGGGGUGAAAUUGUUGAUCGCGUCUCAUUUAAGUUACCAAUGUGUACAAUGUUGCUUACUUGGAGUGUAGUUCUGCUAACAUUUCCUCAUAUCUCUUUGUUGACGGGGACAACAUUAAAAGUUUUCUAUACUAUUUGGGUACUACUCCUAUUCUUCACGUUAAGUGGUACUUUUGUCAUUCAACCUGCAGCAACUGGAGCUCUUUUUGGUCCUGUUCAUAUGGCUGUUAAUUAUGGUCUAAUAUUUAGUGCAUUUACUGUAGGGAGUAUUCUUUGUGCGAUUGUAACAACUUUUGUUAGCUAUCAGAAUGCAUACCUAGUUCAGUUUACUGGCUGUGGAUUUGUAUGUUUGUUCGCAUUCUUUCUUGCCCUAUGGAUUAAAGAUCAAAAAAUGCCUGAAAAGAUCAACCUUUGUGGAGUGUGCACUAAUACGUGCCAAAGUUUAAGACUACCACAACCAGUCUCUGUGCCGGUCGAAGAACUGGAAAGGCUUAAUCAGGGUAGUGCAAACAAGUGA
Messenger RNA from Schistosoma turkestanicum, 1347 nucleotides. Lineage: Eukaryota; Metazoa; Platyhelminthes; Trematoda; Strigeidida; Schistosomatidae. The record is from the annotation of a GenBank genome assembly.